Molecule: messenger RNA, 1865 nt
Organism: Physella acuta
Lineage: Eukaryota; Metazoa; Mollusca; Gastropoda; Physidae
Product: ankyrin-3-like
Molecular function (GO): protein binding
Source: RefSeq, a predicted model, not a curated record
UUCUAGAUUGUAGAGUUAUUACUGAUUAAGUAGCUAAUUAUAGCGACUCAAUGAAAAAAUAUACAGUUUCAAGAUCAAACAUGUAUAUAAACAAUACGAAUUUAGAUGGCAAAGCGCCUUUACAUCUUGCUGCAGAAAAGAGCAAUUUAUAUUCUGGGGAACUUCUAUUAAAGGAUGGAGCGGAUGUUAAUGUAAAAACAACAGGGUUGAACUCAGAAAUAACCCCUUUAUAUGCAAGCGCUGAGUUAUGUCACAAAGAUUUUGUUCAACUUCUGCUCGAAUGGAAAGCCAAUGUCAAUGAACUGAACGGUUGUGAUUAUAAAACAGCUUUACACGUGUGUAUUGAACGUGGAUAUGAAGACAUUGCAUAUAUUCUGUUGGAUGCAGGCGCUGAUGUAAAUCUGACUGACAAAAGAGGUGAAACAGCUUUACAUUAUGCAGCUAAGCAUGGAAGUGAGGAAUUAGUCAAGUCACUUUUAGAAAGAGUUUCGGAUGUUACUAGAAUUAGCAGCUUUGGGAAAACCGCUUUACACUACUCAGCAGGAUGUGGGCAAAACGAAAUUGUCGUUUUAUUACUCAAAGCUGGAGCCUCGGCAAACAUCAGAGACAAUCUUGGUCGAACAGCUUUACUUGAUGCUGCCUUGUCCGGGUUUAUGAAAACAGCUUUAACGCUGGUGAAGUACACAUAUUGUCUUGACGAUGUAGAUAAAUGUAACAAUACAGCUUUACACUACAGCUCCCAGAAUGGACUUACAGAAGUCGUGAAAGUGUUACUUGAAGCCGGAGCUAAUGUUGACAUGAGAGGACAGCUAGGGAGAACCCCAUUGUGCUGUAGUGUAUUGAGUAAAAAGAUUGACGUCAUGAAAGAGCUUAUCCAACAUGGCGCUAAACUUGACAUUGAAGACGAUUUCAAUCAGACAGCUUUGGAUAUCGCUAUUAAGUAUUUAAACAAUGAAGCAGUAGCAGUUCUAAGACAACAUGGCGCUAAGUCUUCAAAAGAAAACAAAGAGACAAUGGACGCUGUUUUGAACUCUUCAAAAAGUGAAAUGGAGUUUAAACAAGUGAUAGCGCGAGCUGGUUCAUCAUUUGCUAGUGGUUAUACUACCCAAAGCACUGAUACUGGCCCAUCUAUGAAUACAACACCAACAUCUUCUACCACUACUCCAAAUGCAAGUGAUGAUACUACCCCAAGUAAUGAUGAAGCACCAUCUAUGGAUACAACAUCAACAACUUCUACCACUACUCCAGAUACGAAAGAUGAAACUGCCCCAAGUAAUGAUACUGCACCAUCUAUGGAUACAACAUCAACAGCUUUUACCUCUACACCUGAUGCAAGUGAUGAUACUACCCCAAAUUAUCAUACUGCACCAUCUAUAGAUACAUCACCAACAGUUUGUACCACAACUACACCAGUAGAUAACGUUGCUACUACGACAAAUCCGGAUACUACACUAGCUACUAGCACUACAACUACAGAUUCAUCCACUAACACAGAUCCACAAAAGUCCUCGGUUGAAAAUAAAAGCUACGAAAAGCACAAUAUAACACAGUCAAAACACCAAAUGUUAAAUGGGAAUCAUCAGCCAUUUAUGGAGAAUCGUAUGGAGAUGUUAAAACAAUCGGAUACUGAUCAUAAUCAUUCAGCCGGAUUUGGUCUAGAAAAUGCAUAUAAGCAAGACACAAUGGUCAAGCAAGCGAAGACUAACAUCCAGCCUGUAGCCAAAAUAAGGAAAAGAAAAUCCACAACUAUGAAGCAAGACAGGCCCUAUCACGGGAUCCACUGCACAAAAGUAAAAGAUGGUGGCAAAGGACCCGCAAGAAAAAAAUCUAGAAGAUUGGAUACAUCUGGGCACUCGGGUUCUUAA